Molecule: messenger RNA, 1841 nt
Organism: Pundamilia nyererei
Lineage: Eukaryota; Metazoa; Chordata; Actinopteri; Cichliformes; Cichlidae
Product: CKLF-like MARVEL transmembrane domain containing 3
Exons: 5
Coding region: 240-755 (171 amino acids)
Cellular component (GO): membrane
Source: RefSeq, a predicted model, not a curated record
GCAUCGCAUUUCACAUCUGGAGAAAGCAGAUGUUGCGCUUCUUUUUUUCUGGCGCUCGCGCUGCAUUUCCGAGCUUGUCAUUGUUUCCGCUUCCACCUCAGAGAAGCCUCACGCCUCCUCAUAUCUCAUUUGAGUGUGUGUGUGUGUGUGUGUGUGUGUGUUUAUUUUGCACUAAAAUCGCUGCAGUACUUGUAGUUUGAGCAGCCCGGAGCUGGAGGAGAGUUUUUCUUUUCAUAACAAUGGGGGACAUCGAGGCUCCCAGCUCGAACCGGCCGCCCCAGGCUGUCCUGAAGUCUAUUCUUCCCAGCAAAGAGUUCGUCACAUCCAGGAAAGGAAUGCUGCUUAUUGCUGAAGUGGGUCUGUCCUUUAUAUCAUUCGUGUGCUUCGCUGGAUCCUCGGCAGCAGCAUUUGUGACCGUCCCCCUGCUGGCAUUCCUGGCUUCUCUCUUCUUGCUGUUUGGUUACUCCACCAAAUUCAACGAGAGGUUUAAAGGUUUCUGCUGGCCUCUAACGGAUUUCAUUAGAUGCGUGACUGCCUCCAUUAUCUUUUUCAUCAUCUCAAUAAUGGCAGUGUCCAGAUACUCAGACGGUUCCUCAAAGGCUGCUGGGAUAUUUGGGUUCAUCGCCACCAUUGUUUUUGCCGUAGAUUUUUAUUUCAUUUUUAAUGAGCUGGCCAGUUUCUUGAAACAAGGAGGGGAGUCCAACGAGGAACCGUCAAGACAGCAAGAUGAAUUUUCAGACUCUGACUCAGACUGAAACUGUGGGGAUCUUUGGCAGAAGAUGUGUGAUCAUGCAGUCUCAACCUUUGUAGUAAAAAUCAACACUGCCGAGCAGAUAUUUGCAAACACCUGCCUGGUUUUUGUGCAACAGAGUUACAGAAGGACACUGUGUAUCAAGGUCAGACUCAUUGUUGGUCAGUUUCAAGUCGCCGAACACGAACAAAGAAGGUUUUAGUGCAAUUCACACAUUAGAAAAAAUACUUUUUAAACUGAUGCAUCAAACACGCCAGCCUUCUGUUUUAUUGGUUGUUACACAAAGUUUAUAAAACAUGUUCUUUUCUUUUUUCAUGUUCAAGUUUACUUCCAGUGUCUUAGAUCAUUUGCCACAAAUGUAAGAGCUACUAUCACUCCAACACUUUCCUGAAGCUGUGAAACUGUUUCUGCUCAUGUUAUGGAGAAGCAGUUAUUAACAUCAAAAUGUGCAUGCAUUAUGUCGAAAUCAGGGGAAAAUGCUCUAGCCCUGUUUACAUGUUUGCACACUAGAACACUGCAAAAUGCCUUAUUGAAUAAAUGUUUACCAAUGUACUAAUAAUGUAAUGAUGCUGUAACAGGAAUUCAGACCAGGAGGCCUGCUUAAUUAUCCUUUAUUAAAUUGACAGCAUGUUUAUAACCCUGUUUCCUAUAAAGUUUGCACACUGUGUAAAAUGCAAAGAUAUACAAAUCAUUUAAACCCUAUAUUUAAUUUUAAGCAUCAGAUGCUGCUUUCAGAAUUCUUCUUAUUUACUUGAAAGCAGUAGGCUCAUUUAGAGACUGAUUACAGCAAAGCUUUUCCUAAAAAAACUGUAAAGGGGGCGUGUUUACAAUUCGGCUGCGUUGCAUCUGCUCUGUAGUCUGUUAAAAGGGACCUAAGGAGUCAACUUGCUAUGCUUUUGGAGAUAAAUUGCUUUCCCUUUGUUACUUUCAGAAGCUUAACAACUCCUUUGUUGUAUUUUUGUUUUCUAGUGCUCCAAAUGUUUUUAAUAGAUGUCAGAUCUGGUUUACAAGCGGGCCAGUUCACCAACCAAAGUCUUUUAAUAAUGGAUUGCAUUUAUAUAGCGCUUUUCAAGGCACCCAAAGCGCUUUA